AUGAAAAGAUUCAUUUCAAUUCUAUUGAUUGCCUUAACUUUGGCAGUUCUUGCUCUUUCCAUGACUUCUGACGUUAAUGCAGAGGAACAAACCAUGUCCUUGUACAUUGCCAAGAAGAACAACAAACAAAGAAGACUCAAGAAGGUUUCCCACAAGAAGAGAAGAAACAAUAAGAAAGUUCACAAAUAUUUGGAUACCUACGGAAGAAAGAGAAGAGGUUUGAAGAGACAUGGUAAGAAGAGAAUUAUCAGAAAGAAGAUUGACGUCUAUGGAAAGAAGAGAAGAUUCAAUAAGAAGAGAAGAAUCGACACUUAUGGAAAGAAGCAUAGAAAGAAUAGAAAACAUGGUAGAAAACACAGAAAGAAUAGAAAGAAUAGAAAACACAAUAAGAGAGUUGAUGUUUACAAGCGUAAAUAA
Naegleria gruberi is the source of this 417-nucleotide messenger RNA. RefSeq lists its product as uncharacterized. The coding region runs from base 1 to 417 and encodes 138 amino acids. Lineage: Eukaryota; Heterolobosea; Eutetramitea; Acrasida; Naegleriidae. The record is from RefSeq and is a predicted model, not a curated record. The transcript has a single exon.